Messenger RNA from Opisthorchis viverrini, 723 nucleotides. RefSeq lists its product as hypothetical. The transcript has 2 exons. The coding region runs from base 1 to 723 and encodes 240 amino acids. NCBI's taxonomy places the organism in Eukaryota, Metazoa, Platyhelminthes, Trematoda, Opisthorchiida, Opisthorchiidae. The record is from RefSeq and is a predicted model, not a curated record.
AUGCAUGCCAUUCCGACCUCUACUGCAGUGAGCGUUGCCUUCUGUUCGAAACUGGUCGCGGUGGAACAUGUCACCGAAACAGACCCAAACACGGCACAGCGAAAUGAAACCGGCUACGCCGUGUUGUGCGACAUUUGGGCCUUUCUGCCUGGAAUCCAAGUGACUCUGCUCGCGAACGAUUUGAAACGCUUCAGCACAUGGAACUUAACCAAUCUCGGUGGUGGAAAGGACAGCAUGCCUAGAGAGUUUCACCGAGCACCGGGAUUGUGUCGGCAUGAAUUCGUAAAGGCUGCUAGGGGACUAAACUUGAAUCUUGAAGACGCCACCAAUCUGGAGUUCUUGGCCAGCCUGGAGGCAGCAGUGAAAUCCGCCGAACUAGAUGAGAAUGUUCAACAACAACUCCAUCAAACUGUUGUACCGGCCAUCACACGAAACAGAGCUCUCAGCCUUCUCUCAAACAAGGAAAAGGAAGUAUUGAAGAAUUUGAGGGAAAAUGAGACCAUCAUCAUCACACCUGCGGACAAAGGACGCAUGACCGGUAUCAUGGACAAAUUGGACUAUGUAGACAAAGCAACUGCUCUGCUCAACGACACCACCACGUAUUGCCGUCUGGAGGACGACCAAACCAAAAAAGUUGCGAACGAAAUCAAUGAAAACCCGAAGCGACUGAAGGACCCCCAAAAGCUCACAACUGAAGAAUAUUGGCGAAUGAGAGCCAUAUAA